AUUCCCCUUAUCGCAAUGGAUGUAAAGCGAAACAACAGUGUCACCUACGUGUUCAAUGCUCAAAAUAACGCCAUGUGCAUGGGAGCUGCGUCCUGGGAUGCUCGAAAGAAUGUAAUUUGGAAAUUCUUGCCGUCUGUCGGAGUGCCAAGAUGUCGCUUAAAAUUGACUCGGAUGACGAUGAAAAUAGUGGCCACUUUACCUAUAAGAUAGAAGAAUGGAAUAUAAAACGUGCAGGCAAACAUCGGAAGUAUACGGGAAAUAUUUUUGCAACGACUUGUGCUUCCUUGACGUGCGUGUCGUUCGGACUCAUGCUAGGAUGGCCUUCCCCAACUUACCCCGCACUAUUGGAACCAGACUCCCGGAUCAAAAUCACAAUGCCCCAAAGCGCUAUGAUUACCGGAUUUUUGAUGCUAGGCGUAUCGAUCGGUACGCCGCUGUCUUCGAAAAGGAUCGUCCACGGGCCGAAAUACGGAAUUAUUUUAGGAAAUUGUUUAAUGGUACUGGGGUGGAUCCUAAUGUGGCAGGCGAAAAGCGUAUUGUGGCUGCUAGCUAGUAGGAUUAUAUUAGGUCUCGGGCAUGGUUUUGCCAUGGGUCAAAUCAAAAUUUACAUCAAAGAAAUGUGCGACGAGUCGCUUGCGUCCAGCUUUUCAAAGCAACUAAACCUUUAUGCGUUUUUCGGACUAGUAAUUGCGUUCGUCAUAGGACCAUUUGUAGAUUUUAAACAGUUUUCCUUGGUGUCGUUAGUUAUUUCGGUUGUCAUACUGUUCGUAACGAUUUUCCUUCCCUGCACGCCUAGGGAACUUAUCGAACUGAACAAAAUUAAAGACGCCCAAAAUUUAUUACAAUUUCUCAAACCGGACGCCAACGUAGAACAAGAGACGGACAAAAUACUAUACAGUUUAGGUGUCAAAACCGAAGAAAACGGGUUCAUAAAAAUUAUCCGAAACCCCACCUUGAGGAUAAAUUUUGUCAAAUUCUCGCUGCUAAUAUUUUGUCAGCAAUUUAGUGGAGCGCCGCCCACACUAGUGUACACCCAAAUUUUGUUUAGAGAAUCUCUUGUGCCAAGUCCUGAAUACGUAGCCAUAGGGUACGCCAUAUUGUUUUUCAUAUCGAAUGUAGUGGGUAUUUACGUAACCCCAAAGUACAAUAAAAAGACUGUGUUAGUUAUAUCUAGUAUUAGUGUAUCGAUCCUAUCCGUGUGUAACAUACUUGUGAUAUUUUAUAAAAUUAACCACAAGUUUCCUUAUGCGUCAGUGAUCGUAUUAUAUUUAUUUAUUUUUGUUCAUACAGUAGGCUUGGGCAGUAUUCCACUUACUCUGAUAAACGACCUGUUCCCUAAAAGUUACAGGUUGUUUGUUACAAAAUGUUUCAUCGUUUAUAUAUCUAUGUUCGCAUUGAUUGUAACGAAGAUAUUCCAAGUUUUAGUAACGGAAUACAGACUAGAGACGCCAUUUUAUUUGUUUCUUGCCGUUAGCGUCAUGGCGGCAGUCCAUGUAUUAAUUUUUAUACCAAACGAUGAGUUGGCAUUAAAGGAAAGCUCAGGUCUGUAUCAAAUAAACAUUACCCACAGUAUUAAUAAUGCUCAAUUUAAGAAAUAAAACGAUAUUUUUAAGCGCUA
Cylas formicarius (sweet potato weevil) is the source of this 1618-nucleotide messenger RNA. RefSeq lists its product as uncharacterized. Gene Ontology annotation, cellular component: membrane. Gene Ontology annotation, biological process: transmembrane transport. Gene Ontology annotation, molecular function: transmembrane transporter activity. The coding region runs from base 150 to 1598 and encodes 482 amino acids. Lineage: Eukaryota; Metazoa; Arthropoda; Insecta; Coleoptera; Brentidae. The record is from RefSeq and is a predicted model, not a curated record. The transcript has 3 exons.